CAAGAAUGAAGCCUGGGGUUUCGGGCUGUCUCACUUAAGAGGAGGAAGGGGCAGACCAGGAGAGCAGUCUGCUUGAGUGAGAAGAGUGGAUCCCAGGCUCCUGGGAGCACCCAGCAUGUGGCAACGGCUUCUUCUGAUGGCUACCUUACUCCUUGCUCCACUUCCAGUAAAUUCUAUAAAAGAGCUUCCAGGAAUGAAAAACUAUGAAGUUGUUUAUCCCAAAAGACUUCAUCCACUACGUAAAAGAGAGGUCAAGGAUCCAGGUCAACAGGAAAAUUUUGAAACUGAAUUGAAGUAUGAAAUGACGGUUAAUGGAAAAAUUGCAGUGCUUUACUUGAAAAAAAACAAGAAUCUCCUUGCACCAGGCUACACAGAAACAUAUUAUAAUUCCAGUGGAAAGGCAGUCACCACGAGCCCACAGAUCAUGGAUAACUGUUAUUACCAAGGACACAUCGUUAAUGAAAAAGUUUCUGAUGCUAGCAUCAGCACAUGUAGAGGUCUAAGGGGUUACUUCAGUCAGGGAGAUCAAAAGUACUUCAUCGAACCGUUAAGCCUCACAAACCAGGAUGAACAGGAACACGCACUCUUCAAGCACGAUCCUAAAGAGCAGAAGACUAACAGCUCCUGUGGGAUGACUGACACAAUCUGGGCACCUGGGAUUCACCUGAAGACAAUCCCGUCUACCAGUCUGGCUACAUCCAAAGACCAGAAAGCUUGGGAAAAAAAGAAAUAUGUAGAAUAUUAUUUGGUCCUGGACCAUGGUGAGUUUAAAAAGUACAGUCAAGAUCUAGAGGAAAUAAGAAAGACGGUAUUUGAGAUGGUCAAUUACAUCAACAUGCUUUAUAAAAAGCUCAAUACUUACGUGGCCUUAAUUGGGAUGGAGCUCUGGAAUGACGAGGAUAAGAUAUAUAUAUCUUCCAAUGCAAGCCUCACUUUAGAAAAUUUUUCUAAGUGGAGGGCAAAUGUCCUCCUGAAGAGAAAGCACCAUGAUGUUGCUCAGCUACUCACGACAGUAGAAUUUUCUGGAACAACUGUGGGCCUCGCUUACAUGUCUACAAUGUGCUCUCCUGAUUUUUCUGCUGGCAUCAUUAAGGAUCACAGUCCCAAUGCACUUCAGGUUGCAGGAACCAUGGCCCAUGAAAUGGGCCAUAACUUCGGGAUGUUUCAUGACAAUUACAAUUGCAAGUGCCCUUCUAUAGAAUGUGUGAUGGACAGAUCAUUAAGCAAAAAUGUACCUACAGACUUCAGUUCCUGCAGCUGGGCCAGCUUUGAAAGAUUCUUUGAAGAUAAAUUAUCCAAUUGCCUCUUUAAUGUUCCACUGCCUACAGAAAUCAUAUCCACCCCGAUCUGUGGGAACAAGUUGGUAGAAAUGGGAGAAGACUGUGACUGUGGGACCCCUGAGGAAUGUACCAACAUUUGCUGUGAUGCAAAAACAUGUAAAGUGAAAGAAAAUGUUCAAUGUGCAUUAGGAGAAUGCUGUGAAAAGUGCCAGUUAAAAAAGGCUGGUGAGGUGUGCAGACCAGCAAAAGAUGAGUGUGACCUGCCCGACAUGUGUGAUGGCAAAUCUCCUCUUUGCCCCAGUGAUCGGUACCAAAUCAAUGGCUUCCCUUGCCAGAAUGGGACGGGCUACUGCUGGAUGGGAACGUGCCCCACCCUGGAGAAGCAGUGCACUGACCUCUGGGGACCAGGAUCCCAGGUUGCAGAUAAGUCAUGUUUUAGAAAAAAUGAAGGUGGAUCAACUUAUGGAUACUGUCGAAAAGUGAACAACACACGCAUUCCCUGUAAAGCAAAAGAUGCCAUGUGUGGGAAGUUGUUCUGUAAUGGUGGCUCAGAUUAUCUGCCCUGGAAGGGACGUAUAGUCACAACCCUGACAUGUAGACUAUUUGAUCCUGAAGACAGCAGUGAAGAAAUUGGCAUGGUAAUCAAUGGAACCAAAUGUGGAGAUAAGAAGGUUUGCAUUAACGCAGAAUGUGUGGACCUGGAAAGAACUUACAAAUCAGCAAAUUGCUCCUCUAAGUGCAAAGGACAUGCUGUGUGUGACCAUGAGCUUCAGUGUCAGUGUAAAGAAGGAUGGGCCCCUCCUGACUGCUCUCGUUCUUCCACGGUCUUCAUUUAAUAGAAGACUCUUGAGUCCCUUGGACCGAAAGGAAAUCCAAUCAGUCCAUCCUAAAGGAGAUCAGUGCUGGGUGUUCAUUGGAAGAACUGAUGUUGAAGCUGAAACUCCAAUACUUUGGCCACCUGAUGUGAAGAGCUGACUCAUUUGAAAAGACCCUGAUGCUGGGAAAGAUUGAGGGCAGGAGGAGAAGGGGAUGACAGAGGAUGAGAUGGCUGGAUGGCAUCACCGACUUGAUGGACAUGGGUUUGGGUGGACUCCAGGAGUUGGUGAUGGACAGGGAGGCCUGGUGUGCUGCGGUUCAUGGGGUCACAAAGAGCUGGACAUGAAUGAGCAACUGAACAGAACUGAACUGAAGAAUUGUGUCAAAUAAUUUUUAUUUACUGGUUAAGAUUUUUAACUCUACUCUGUUGGUAUUGCAAAAUAAACUGAUUGAUAUUUGAACAUUUAUCUAAUUUUGCAUUCCUUGCAUAAACCCAACAUGGAAAUAUUU
This is a messenger RNA of Dama dama (fallow deer), 2606 nucleotides long. It is a transcript of the gene ADAM28, whose product is annotated as ADAM metallopeptidase domain 28. NCBI's taxonomy places the organism in Eukaryota, Metazoa, Chordata, Mammalia, Artiodactyla, Cervidae. The transcript is spliced from 19 exons. Gene Ontology annotation, molecular function: metalloendopeptidase activity. Gene Ontology annotation, biological process: proteolysis. Bases 116 to 2116 code for a protein of 666 amino acids. The record is from RefSeq and is a predicted model, not a curated record. Gene Ontology annotation, cellular component: plasma membrane.